Molecule: messenger RNA, 3755 nt
Organism: Labrus mixtus (cuckoo wrasse)
Lineage: Eukaryota; Metazoa; Chordata; Actinopteri; Labriformes; Labridae
Gene: mybl2a
Product: v-myb avian myeloblastosis viral oncogene homolog-like 2a
Exons: 12
Coding region: 244-2862 (872 amino acids)
Biological process (GO): regulation of DNA-templated transcription
Cellular component (GO): nucleus
Molecular function (GO): RNA polymerase II cis-regulatory region sequence-specific DNA binding; protein dimerization activity; DNA-binding transcription factor activity, RNA polymerase II-specific
Source: RefSeq, a predicted model, not a curated record
AACUCAAGAAGAAGAAACAGAAGUCUUCCAACCCCGGUUAAAUUUCUCCUGGAACAACACCACGAGUUACAAAUCGGUAGUUGUAUUUCUAGUGUCUUCACAGGUUUUAUUCAGUAGAUGUUAGUCGAACAUACAUGUAUGAGUAUAAAUACUCGUUGUUUUAGCAGUUGUUAAACUGUUUGAGUUAACGGAAGGCGCUGGGAGCCAGAUAACACAUCUGCAUCUCCAGACGAGAAAAGAGUGAUGUCACGCGGCACAGAAGAAGAAGGAGACAGCAGCAGUUUGUGCAUUGACACUGACUCUGACUCUGGAGAUAAGAAAGAAGACACCAAGUGUAACGUGAAAUGGACUCAUGAGGAGGAUGAAAAUCUUCAAAUCCUGAUCAACAGCUUUGGGGGAAACGAUUGGAAAGCUAUUGCCAGCUUUUUACCUGGGCGGUCAGAGUCACAGUGUAUGCAUCGAUGGCAGAGGCACCUGGAUCCUGUUAUCGUAAAGGGCUCCUGGUCCAGCGAAGAAGAUCAAAAGAUUAUAGAGCUAGUGGGAAAGUAUGGCCCCAAGCACUGGACCUUGAUUGCCAGGCACCUUAAGGGCCGGUUUGGGAAACAGUGUCGUGAGCGAUGGCACAACCACCUCGACCCGAUGGUCAAGAAGAGCUCCUGGUCUAAUGAAGAAGACAUCAUUCUCUACAAAGCCCACUCCCUUCUGGGUAACCGGUGGUCUGAGAUUGCUAAACUGCUCCCUGGGAGGACAGAUAAUUCUGUAAAGAAUCACUGGAACUCCUCCAUCAGGCGUAAAAUAGAGUUGGGCUUGUACAAAGAUGAAGCUGACAGCAUUUCUCUUGACAUUCAACAGUUUGUUGAAGGAGAGGUGGACUUCAAGUGUGACGUUGUAUUAGACACUGAACCAUUAACUCAUGUAGUGACGUAUGCCAAGCCAGAGAAAGAGACCAAGCAGACGGAGCGUAACAAAACCAAUCAGAAGAUGGCUGUUAAUUCCAGUUUGAGUACAAGUCCCAGCUUCAACGUAAGAACUGCACCAGCUGCUGCACCAGUGGACAACAAAAAGAUUGUAGAUGCAGCAUUGAGGAUGAUUGCUGAAGACAUGCUGCCACUUAGUUUUGUUGAAGGGGCGGGCUUCAGGUCAUUCAUGAGCACUAUCAGACCUGAAUCCAACAAGCUAUCACAGCGUGUUUUGGGCCUACAGCUGUAUGAUGAUGUGGAGAGAACUAUCAAGCCGCAACUCAUCCGUGACCUUCAAGCCUGUCUUGUCAAAAGCCAAGGUGGUGAUGGCGUGAUUCAUGUCACCUUUGACCUCUGGGCAGGAGAUGAAUCCCAUCCAGUGGCGGAGCCCAUUAUUGUUGUACAGCUCCACUUUGUCAGUGAUUCUUGGCAGAUACGGCGUCCCGUUGUGGCAUUUCGUCACAUCAGCCAUAAAAAGAGUGCUGCUGUGGCCAGAGAGCUUGAAGGUGUCCUGUUGAGCUUUGGCAUCUUUCCUCAUAGCAUCGGCUACGUACUCGCUAACAAGGCCAAAGAAGCCAUUACUGGAAACAACAUAUUCUGCGACUACAAGAUCAUGUGCUCAUCAAAUAGGGGAGAACCAGAUGGAGAUGAGAUCGUGGCAUUUUUGUCAGACCAGAUGUCUGAAGCGGAGGACCCUUUUUCAGAGCUGCAGAUCGGAACCAAGACCGCCUGUGUAGCAAAUACAUUGCAGCUUGUGAUAAAGGAGGCACUGAAGACUUCUAGGGUUGUUGAAAACCUUCUCUCUCAGGUCCACAACGUGGUGGCUUUCUUCAGGAGCAGUGUCUACUGGAGCGAGGUUUUGCUGAAGGAAUGCAACAUCUCUCUGUUCCCUUCCUCCAGCAACUGCCGCUGGAACUCUAUGAUGGUAUCUUUACGCCGUAUGGUGCAGGAGUCCACUUGGAGCGCCGUCAUGACUCUCCUAGCCCAGGCUCGCAUCGAAGCUAAUGACACUGCCAGUGCCCCGCCUCUGGUUAUUGUUAAGAGAGAGCAGGUUAUUGAUAUCCUCGGUCUUCUUGAGCCCUUUGAGGAGGCUUUGCAGGUCCUGCAAGGAAACCGAGUGACCAUCUCUCUCAUCAUACCUUCCCUCAUUGGCCUUGAUAAGACUUUGGAGAACCUUGUGACCAGCUACACUCACUUCAACAAAGCUCUGCGCACAGGCCUCCACACACACUUUCAGGCAAUGAUUCAUCAGAAGGACAUAAUAGUUGCUGCUGUUCUUGACCCUCGGAUCAAACUGCAGCCGUUUUCUGAUGCUAAUGCUGAGGACCAAAUGGGUUUCCUGACUCCUCCGUCAAAGAAUCAGGCUCGCAUCAUCAUGGAAGCCAUGUUAGAAAGUAUGGUGGCCCCAGCAUCUUCCUCUGAAGAGGUAGACAUAGACAAGACAAGCAAGGUGAGUGAAAAUGAGCAAGAUGGUAAAGAGGAGAGCCAAGCCAGCACACUGAUGGAGGCAUCUGGUGUCAGCCCUAACCAUAACAACUGCGACAGAGUCGGCGGAAAUGAUCUGAAGCGCAAGUCGAUCUUUAACUUCCUCCAGCCACCCGCUAAGACUACGAAGAUGACAGAACUCGAUGUGUAUCUAGCAGAACCACUGUGGGAAAGCAACUACAGUUUGCUGUUCUGGAAAUCUGCUACUCGGUUCCCUCAACUCCAGCGCCUUGCCAUGAAGCUUUUGGCAAUACCAGCCACCUCAGGGGGCUUCGACAGGCUCUGUCCCAUGGCAGCCUGUAUCGUAAGAGCCAAGAGAAACCACCUGCCCCCUCACACCACAGAGAGACUGCUUCUGUACAAAAAUUCUUUGAAGACAAAGACUGGUAAAAAGCGCGAUGGAGUCGCCAAACAUUGACCGGUUGUACUACAAUUUGGUCUGGGGAUACUGUCUUCCACCUAAAAACCUUAACACUGACUUGUAACAUUGUGUUAAACUGAAACUCAGGACCAUGUUUUGUUUUUAUUGUUGGUUAAGAUGUCGUGAAUCUUAACCUGAAUUGACUGAAGAACAUUCCAGCAACAAUAUAUUAUAGACUAAAGAUGGUUAAGCUAUGUUGGAAUUAAGAUGUGCUUCUUAUUAACUGAAUCUGUCUAAACUUAAAUCAUGUAUUUGUACUGCUGCCACAUUACCUCAGAGAUCGGAGAAAAAGAAUCAUGAUCCUUGUGCGCAGAAAUCAAAAUGCUCCAGCAACACUUAUAGUAUGAAGAUCAACUUAUUAACAACUCAGUUUAGGUGUGUGGCCUUUAUCAGGGUCAUCCUUAAAAGUCUUGAAAUGUUAUGAAAGAUGCUACAAUAGUUUGGUUUGUACGUGCAUGAACAUCAGUGUGUGUUACUCUUGAUGAUGAGUUCAGAAAUGUAUUGGCUGUUUCCUGGCAGGUAUGUUAGAAUCAGCUGUGGGUUGAUGGGUUGAUGGUUAUCUGACUUGUAAACUUUAAGUGCCAGAAAAUGCUCUGUACAUUUUUGUCAACAUUGUCUUUUACUUCCAUGUUAUUUUGUUUUCUCAUGCUGCAGGAGGACAGGUUCAUGGUUCAUUUUCAGUUUACUGAAUUUGAACCUGCACAAUUUGAGUUUAUUGUAAAUGUUUUGUCAUGCUAAAGUGAAAAAUGUAUGACAGCUUGGGGAUUUCUAUUGCGGUGUUAAUUCCUAUUGUGAUAAUCUACACUGUGAUGCAGUGUACUACAUUUUCUUGUGGCUCCUUUAUGAGAAUGUUUCAGAGAAUUAACUUUAAUAAACAAAUCUAUAUUUCU